Conger conger (European conger) is the source of this 5695-nucleotide messenger RNA. Its product is annotated as inactive tyrosine-protein kinase PRAG1. Bases 295 to 4032 code for a protein of 1245 amino acids. The record is from RefSeq and is a predicted model, not a curated record. Gene Ontology annotation, biological process: protein phosphorylation. Gene Ontology annotation, molecular function: ATP binding; protein kinase activity. The transcript has 6 exons. Lineage: Eukaryota; Metazoa; Chordata; Actinopteri; Anguilliformes; Congridae.
CCGAGCCUGUACUGAUCAAAGACGCAUGGUGGAAUAUUUCCGCACACCUACUUUCUGGACCCCCUUUGCGACAGCCUAUCGAUGUGGAAUUUAAUUAAGCAAGACUUCGCUACGGACUCUUCAGUCAUUUCUCAGGUUUAUUUCCCGGAGUAGCCAGUUUUGCCGGUAUCAGACAAGUCUGGAAACCACAGGCAGAUAAUCUGGGCAAUUAGACGCUGUGAACGAGCCAUGCCGGUCACUCUCCCCCCCUGUGGACCCUCUCUGGUUUGGCGGUAGCGUCCGUGGGAGCUGAAGAUGUCGGUGUGUGGAGAGUUUGCCGAGCACAGGUGGAAAUCGGGCUCCUGCAAGAACUGCUUCCACCCCCGCAGCGCCCACCGGCCCAAUGGCGGCGCGGUCCGCACCCGCAUCAGCCCGGCGGGGGACGAUGAAGACGGCCUGACCCUGUCUGCCUCCUACUGCAAGCCCACCAUCGCUGUCAGGCCCACCGUCAUGAACCCCGAGCUGGCUGAAGUGCGGCCGGAUCCUCUCAACGUGAACUCUGAGCAGGAUAAUCAGAAGAGUCCGUUGGAUAAACUAAGCUUGAAGAAGAUGUUGGACCUAUUUAUCGACAAUAAUGGCUGCAGCAAGGAUUUGAAAGAAGCUGUUUUACAAAAUACUGGCAAGAUGGACUAUGCCAGGAAAUUGUCUGCAAACACUGUAUCCCCACCAUGCCUUCAGAAGGUCUUUGUGACCCAGGAAGUGGGACAUGGUCCACACAGUCUACAGGAGAACGGAACCAGUGAUGGUUACAGACCCCAGACCAAUAAAACCACAAAGAGCACUUACGCGGGCAGCAACAGUCGUGAUUUGAGAGGUGCUGUGCUGGAGAGGGCAGGCUUUGAUGGUGACAGUGAUGUCCUUCAUGACGCCUCCUCUGCACAGGAAUCCCAGGCAGCUCUGGAGAUUGCUAUUGACAUCAUCACCACCAUCCCCACCAAAAUUGGCAGCUCUGACGAUGUUGAGGCAUCAAGCACUUUCCCCUCCUCUGGUUUCUUUCCAGACUCGGGACGGCAGGGGUCUCGUCCUGGUGACGGUACCUCCUCUUUCCAAUCCGAGCCUGCCAGUCUGUCAGACUCCAGCUCGUACCAGAGCAGCACGGAUUCACUUUCCGGCUCUCAGGGACUAGAUGUUUUUGGGCCGUCGGGGUUGGACAGGCCCCAGGCCCUCCCGUCCUCAUCCGACCACCCGUCAGACACUGGAAACGCCGACCCGAACCCGGAGCCCAUUUACGCAGAAAGCACCAAGCGGAAGAGGAAGACGGAGGUCGACGGCAAGGCCUCGGGUGCAGAGGCCGGCCUGACCGGUGAAGGUCAGAGGGCCACGAUCACCGUCAUGGCUGCUCACACGGAGGAAAACAACAGAACGUUCUACCUCAGCAGUCCCGACUCGGCAGUGAGCACCCAGUGGCCGCAUUUCAGCCCCACGUCCAGCAGGAACCCAAGCAGCCCGACCUUCAAGUGGCCAUCAAGCAGCAUGGGGUUGGAGGGUGGGGUAGCCUCUCUCCAGCCGAAGCCACAGGCCAGCCCUCCAAUUCCUCCCAAGAGGAAUUCCCGCUCCCCAAAACUGGGCACCUCAAGCCUUUCUCCAGUGGCCUGCUCAGAGUUACGGGGUGAGUCCAGCACAGCGCCCCACACGUCCUCCCCGACGCCGUCUGUCCCUCAGGGGGAGGCUCUCACCACCAGCUCCAUCAUCACCACCCUGGAGCGGAGGCACAAGCCGUACGGCUCCACCUGGAACCGGGAGGGUCGAAUCGAGGAGGAAGAAGAGGGAGGGGAGGAGGCCACGGCCCAGACCGUCACAUCCGGUCCCAUCAAUGGGGCAGCUGUGUCAGAGCCUGCGGAUUGGAGCCCCGCGGCGUACGGCAGGGAGAGCACCCCGCCAGGCACGGCCAACAAUGGUGCCAGUCAGAAGCACCCGGGCGGCGGGGAGGAGAAGAGCAAACGUAGCGAGGACAUGUUAGCCAAGGCAACGUCUUUCACUGCAGACCUGUCAGAGGGCAAGUGCAAGAGUCAUGACCCUGCGCCACCUCCACCACCUCCAAAAAAGCACCAGAGGGCCUCCGGUAAGAUGAGUCAGAGCAGCACGGAUCUGGAGCAGGUCUGUCAGCAGGGCUCUGUGGAGCGUCUGGCCCAGUCUCCCAGGGGCCUCCGGGGUGGUCAGGUCGCCACCUCUUCUGACAGCCUGCAUUCUGACUCUAAAAUGCCCAGCGAUGGAGGUCUCCAGGAUGCCCUUAGCCCAUCCCCAUUUCCCAGCAGCCCCCUGACUGGGUCUCCAGUGUCCCCCUACCCCGACCCUUUCCUGAGCGCCAGUCUGGGACGGCAGGUGCAGCCUCCGCCUCUGCCCGAGAAGAAGACCGUGAGCCGCACUCUCUCCGCACCUGCCGAGGCCGCCGGCUCCAAGCACCUCCCACGGACACCCAAGUGGUUCCCGUUAAGCGGCUCCGAGGACAACGUCUCCCGGCCGAGCUGUGCCCUGUCCAGCCCGGGGGACCGGAGGAACCAGUACUCCUCCAGCGAGUCCCUGGAGCACCUCCACCCCCCCCUCAACCGCUCGCUGCGCUCUCGGACGUUAGACGAGCCCCCGGCCGGGGGCGGGGGCGGGGGCAGGCUGGGGGGCUACUGCCGCGGGGCGGUCACCUCCUCCUCCUCCCCCCAGCUCAGCGCCCCCGCCUCGGGCUCCAGCCUCCAGCUGCACGCCCUGCUGUCCAACAUCGACAGCCGCGAGGGCGUCUACGCCAAGCUGGGCGGGCUGUACGCCGAGUCCCUGCGCCGGCUCACGCUCAAGUGCGAGGAGCACUUCACCCGCAGCCAGAGGAACCCCAUGCGCUUCGACGAGAGCAACUGGUCCCUCUUCAAACUCACCUGCAACAAGCCCUGCUGCGAGGCCGGCGACGCCGUGUACUACUCCGCGUCCUGCGCCUCCGACCCCAGCAACCCCUAUGCAGUCAAGAUUUGUAAGAACCAGACCCCCGACGCCAAGCAGGGCCACCUGUACGGGCUGUCCGUCCAGCAGGGCGUGCCCCCGCACUUCAACCUGCAGCAGGACUGCGGCCACUUCAUCGCCUGCGUGCCCCUGAGCAUGCUUCCCCCAGACGAGGCGGCGGGGCCCGGGGCCCAGCGGGAGCCGGAGCAGGAGCGCGUGGUGGUGGUCACCCGCGAGGUGCCCCAGCACAGCGCCGCGGACUUCGUGCGCGAGUGGGCGGCCUUCCACCGGGCGCAGCCUGAGGCCUACGAGCGCCGCGUCUGCUUCCUCCUGCUGCAGCUGUGCAGCGCGCUGGAGCACCUGAAGGAGCACGGCGUCUCGCACCGCGACCUCUGCCUGGAGAACCUGCUCCUGGUGCCGCACCGCCGGGCCCCGCCCGACGACCGGGAGCAGAAGCGCCUCCCCCGCCUCCUCGUGGCCAGCUUCGGCAAGGCCAAGCGCCGCGGCCCUGACGACCUAGCCGCCGACCCCCGCCUCAAACGGGACCGCGCCCGCCUGGCGCCCGAGAUCGUGUCGGCCGCGCAGUACCGCAAGUUCGACGAGUUCCAGACGGGCAUCCUCAUCUACGAGCUGCUGCACCAGCCCAACCCCUUUGAGGUGAGCCCCAAGCUGAAGGAGCAGGACUACGCCUGCGGGGACCUCCCGCCCAUCCCCCACGCCUCGCUGUACUCGGCCGGGCUCCAGCGGCUGGCUCAGCUCCUGCUCCAGCCCGACCCCAUCAAGCGCAUCCACAUCCAGGAGGCCAAGCGCGCCCUGCAGAGCCUGCUGUGGGGCCCGCGCCGGGACCUGAUGGAGCAGCAGGGCGAGCAGGCCGGGGCGGCCCCCCGACACGAGGGCCUGCUCAACUGGCUGGAUGUGAAGCGCGCCCUGCUGAUGAUGAAGUUCGCCGAGCGGUGUCUGGAGCCCGGGCACGCCGCCGAGCUGGAGGACUGGCUCUGCUGUCAGUACUUCUCCUCCGCCCACCCGCUGUCCCUCUGCCACACCGCCGAGCUACUCUACGGCCUCAAGUGAGGGGCUCCGUUCGCAACAUCAUGCGCGGUGGCCAUUUAAAAAAACAAAAUCAAACAUAUGAAAUGCACAGAGACAGUGAGCUCUGUUACUUCCCCUGCUCUGCGCCCACGGAUAUGGAAGCGAGACGUUGCUGAUCCGUCCAGCUACUGCAUGUAGAGACAUGGUGUACAUGAACACACACUCAGUUGAAGAGAUUGAUUUUCAUGCGGCACAGCCAACGUGUACAGCACUGUUAACACUUGUUCUGGAUCUGGGAUCUUGUAUGACACGGAUAUGUAUAUUAAAACCAACCAUUAAUCGCAGUACUUAUAGACAUCCUCACCUGCAGUGUUAUUGAAUAUAGGUUUGUCCGGACUUUGGGAAAGCUGUGUUACUGUGUGUCAUUAUCAGUCUUAACGGAUAGGCUUCAUGUAGCGCUUAACUCUUGUAGGCAACUGGUUUGCAGGAAUCAUAUUGUAGUUAAACUCUCAGGUGUGAUUUCAAAGUGUCCACAUUCUGUAGGGCCAUCAUGUUUAAAGUGCUACUAAUUGGAAAAAUGUCCCUUAGUAGUUGAUUAUGCAUCUGGCCUCAAAUUACCAAAAAGAUAUUGCAAACAUUUUUAGUGUACUUUUUCCCCAGCCCCAUGGGCUUCAGUAUUAAGGUUUUGGUAAUGAUUGUACAAAAGAGUUAACUGCUACAGCUAAGAUGCCAUCAGAGAAGUUAUUCUGGUGCUGAAUGAUCCAUAUGACUAAUUACAACUAAUAUCAUACAGGCUAUGAUAAUGUUAAAGCUGUCUCUAUUGUUUUUGUAUUACAUCAACAUGUGUAGUACAGAUACAGAGAUGUUGUAACAGUAGGCUAAAAUGAAAAGGGCUGGAAGAAGUAUUCAUUGUAAAAGGACACCAAAUCUGUUUGCUUAAGAGAUGCCAGUGAGAACACAUAUGGCUGUUAUAACAGAGGGUGGUAUAUAACACGGUUGUCCAUCAGUGCAGUGAUGUACGUAGAUUAAAUUGGGUCAAAUCAUAUACAGUAAUACUUUGUGAAGUCUUACUAUGACCAUUACUAACUGUUCAUGCUGGGUUUGCUGUUGUUAUUAUUAUUAUUAUUAUUAUUAUUAUUAUUAAUAUUUUGUAUAGUGCCUUCAGGUCUCGAUUUAUGUAUUAGUGACAAAUUGAGAACCUAACUAUAAACCUAAUAAUUCCAUUGUAUUCCUCAUUUAGGAUAGUCUUAAACUGGAAUUUCUAAAUGGGCUUGAUCUGUACAGUAAUGGUUUAACAAACUGGGAGCCCAGUAGGUCUUAAUUGCAAUGGAUCUGAUCCAUAUGAAAGUAUAUUUAUUGUAAACAUUCGAUUUUUUUGUUUUUGUUUUUGUUUUUUUUCCACUGGAAUGUCAUUGUCCUUUCUCUGAGGUGUGUUUGAGUGCCAACUGGAACAAUGUUUUAUAACUAUGUAUGUUUCUGGCUACAUCCAAUUUACCAUUUGACUACUGAAUGUGUGCAGUGUAUUCCCAGUUGGAAGUCACUGGCUUUCCAUGGCUGCAUGAAUCUUAAAAUAUUGUUUUCCCCUUAUCAUCAUUCUGGUAUUACUACUUCUGUUAAAAUCUCUUCUCGCACUGAUAUUCAUUUUGCAUUCAUGUACAAGUUUCACCUUCAUCCAUCAAUAAAUUGUAAAUGCGUUUUGACAAAA